Nothoprocta perdicaria is the source of this 4440-nucleotide messenger RNA. RefSeq names its product ATPase Na+/K+ transporting subunit alpha 1 (gene ATP1A1). Gene Ontology annotation, molecular function: ATP hydrolysis activity; ATP binding; P-type sodium:potassium-exchanging transporter activity. The record is from RefSeq and is a predicted model, not a curated record. Gene Ontology annotation, biological process: sodium ion export across plasma membrane; proton transmembrane transport; potassium ion import across plasma membrane. The coding region runs from base 73 to 3051 and encodes 992 amino acids. The transcript is spliced from 22 exons. NCBI's taxonomy places the organism in Eukaryota, Metazoa, Chordata, Aves, Tinamiformes, Tinamidae. Gene Ontology annotation, cellular component: membrane.
GCUGGAAGAGACAAGUAUGAGCCUACUGCUACAUCAGAGCAUGGCACGAAGAAGAAAAAGAAGGAGAGGGACAUGGAUGAGUUGAAAAAGGAAGUUUCAAUGGAUGACCACAAGCUGAGCCUUGAUGAACUUCACCGUAAAUAUGGAACAGACUUGAGUCGGGGUUUGACAACUGCACGUGCAGCUGAGAUUUUGGCCCGUGACGGCCCGAACGCCCUCACCCCACCACCAACCACUCCGGAAUGGGUCAAGUUCUGUCGGCAGCUCUUUGGGGGAUUCUCACUCCUGCUGUGGAUUGGUGCUGUUCUGUGCUUUCUGGCUUACGGCAUACAAAGUGCAACGGGAGAGGAGGCCAAUAAUGAUAAUCUGUACCUCGGCAUUGUGUUGUCAGCUGUGGUUAUAGUCACUGGCUGUUUCUCUUACUACCAAGAAGCAAAAAGUUCCAAAAUCAUGGAGUCCUUCAAGAACAUGGUGCCUCAGCAAGCUCUUGUAGUCAGAAAUGGCGAGAAGAUGAGUAUAAAUGCUGAAGGUGUUGUAGUUGGAGAUCUGGUGGAGGUGAAAGGAGGAGACAGAAUUCCAGCUGACCUUCGGAUCAUAUCUGCUCAUGGUUGCAAGGUAGACAACUCCUCUCUCACUGGGGAAUCCGAGCCUCAGACCAGGUCUCCAGACUUCACCAAUGAGAACCCUCUGGAGACCAGGAACAUUGCCUUCUUUUCCACCAACUGUGUGGAAGGCACUGCCCGUGGCAUUGUCAUUAGCACUGGGGACCGCACUGUGAUGGGCCGUAUAGCGUGCCUGGCUUCUGGACUGGAAGGGGGCAAGACUCCCAUUGCCAUGGAGAUUGAGCACUUUAUCCACAUCAUCACGGGGGUAGCUGUCUUCCUGGGCAUCAGCUUCUCCAUCCUCUCACUCAUCCUUGAGUACACUUGGCUGGAGGCUGUAAUCUUCCUCAUCGGCAUCAUCGUUGCCAACGUGCCCGAGGGACUGCUUGCAACUGUCACGGUAUGCCUGACACUAACAGCCAAGCGCAUGGCUCGUAAGAACUGCUUGGUGAAGAACCUGGAAGCUGUGGAAACCCUGGGCUCAACGUCAACCAUCUGCUCUGACAAGACAGGCACUCUGACGCAGAACCGCAUGACAGUUGCACACAUGUGGUUUGACAAUCAAAUUCACGAGGCUGAUACUACAGAGAACCAGAGCGGUGCUUCCUUUGACAAGAGUUCAGCCACUUGGUCUGCCUUGUCCAGAGUUGCGGGUCUUUGCAACCGUGCUGUGUUUCAAGCCAACCAGGACAAUGUGCCUAUUCUCAAGAGGGCUGUGGCAGGAGAUGCUUCCGAGUCAGCACUUCUAAAAUGCAUUGAACUGUGCUGUGGUUCUGUCAAGGAGAUGAGAGAAAGGUACCCCAAAGUGGUGGAAAUACCAUUUAACUCCACCAACAAGUACCAGCUGUCCAUCCACAAGAAUGCAAAUCCAUCAGAAUCCCGUUACUUGCUGGUGAUGAAAGGAGCCCCGGAGAGAAUCUUGGAUCGCUGCAGCUCCAUUCUCAUUCAUGGCAGAGAGCAACCACUGGACGAGGAAACAAAAGAUGCUUUUCAGAACGCCUACCUUGAGUUGGGAGGCCUUGGAGAGAGAGUAUUAGGCUUCUGUCACCUGCUUCUCCCUGACGAUCAGUUUCCAGAAGGCUUCCAGUUUGAUGCAGAUGAAGUAAACUUCCCUGUGGAGAAACUCUGCUUUGUUGGGCUGAUGUCUAUGAUAGACCCUCCUCGUGCUGCUGUGCCCGAUGCUGUUGGCAAAUGCAGAAGUGCUGGAAUCAAGGUUAUCAUGGUGACUGGAGACCAUCCCAUCACGGCCAAAGCCAUCGCCAAGGGCGUCGGCAUCAUCUCGGAAGGCAACGAGACCGUAGAAGAUAUCGCUGCUCGCCUCAACAUUCCCGUGAGCCAGGUCAACCCAAGGGAUGCGAAGGCCUGUGUAAUUCACGGCACAGAUCUGAAAGACAUGACUAGUGAGCAACUGGAUGACAUCUUGACCCAUCAUACAGAAAUUGUCUUUGCCAGGACUUCUCCGCAGCAGAAGCUUAUAAUUGUGGAAGGCUGCCAGCGACAGGGUGCAAUUGUAGCAGUCACGGGUGAUGGUGUAAAUGAUUCCCCAGCCCUGAAGAAGGCAGACAUUGGUGUUGCUAUGGGUAUUGCUGGCUCAGAUGUCUCCAAGCAGGCAGCUGACAUGAUUCUGCUGGAUGAUAACUUUGCCUCCAUCGUCACUGGGGUUGAAGAAGGUCGUCUGAUCUUUGAUAACCUGAAGAAGUCCAUUGCUUACACCUUGACCAGUAACAUUCCUGAAAUCACACCCUUCCUGAUCUUCAUUAUUGCAAACAUACCCCUUCCCCUGGGAACGGUCACUAUCCUCUGCAUUGACUUGGGCACUGACAUGGUUCCUGCUAUCUCCCUGGCGUAUGAGCAAGCAGAGAGUGACAUCAUGAAGAGGCAGCCCAGGAACCCCAAAACAGACAAGCUGGUGAAUGAAAGGCUGAUCAGCAUGGCCUAUGGGCAGAUUGGUAUGAUCCAGGCCCUUGGAGGUUUCUUCACCUACUUUGUAAUUAUGGCAGAGAAUGGGUUCUGGCCGUCUGGCUUGCUAGGGAUCAGAGUUCAGUGGGAUGACCGAUGGAUUAACGACGUGGAAGACAGCUAUGGGCAGCAGUGGACCUAUGAGCAGAGGAAGAUUGUGGAAUUCACUUGCCACACAGCCUUCUUUGUCAGCAUUGUGGUUGUGCAGUGGGCAGACUUGAUCAUUUGUAAGACCCGAAGGAACUCCGUCUUCCAGCAGGGGAUGAAGAACAAGAUUUUAAUAUUUGGUCUCUUUGAGGAGACUGCUCUAGCUGCCUUCCUCUCCUACUGUCCUGGGAUGGAUGUUGCUCUAAGGAUGUAUCCCCUCAAGCCGACCUGGUGGUUUUGUGCCUUCCCCUACUCCCUCCUCAUAUUCCUGUACGACGAAAUCAGAAAGCUGAUCAUCAGACGCAACCCUGGCGGUUGGGUGGAAAAAGAGACUUACUACUAAAAAGCAAUUGUAAAACAUUCCACGCACAGCCCACCGCCACCUCUCCACCGUCUCCCCUGUGUGCCUACUUCAUCUUUGCGAGCGCAGACUUGUGCCUGGGCAGGAAGGAGCUGAGCCUUGAAGGAAACAUGAAGACGCAUGGACUGGAGGAGAAAGCAAGGGGGAGGGGGGAGGGAGUGUCUGACCAUCAGUCCAUGGGGACGAGAGCUUUGAGUAGUUUUUAUGUGCCUUUUUGUUUUUGUAAAAGGAAAGAAGCCGAAGAUUUUAUAUGUGGAUUUUUACAAAUAAAGAUGGAUUGUAAGAGGAUGCCCCUACACAGUCCUAGGCAGCUGUUUUCUCAAGGCAAAACUCUGUUCAGGACAGUGGGGAAGCCAAGUAGAAGGCCCAACUGUCAUCCAGGCAUGAGAAUGGCCACACAGGUUAGAACUUGGCUUCCCAGCUCCAGCAGAGAGAGGCAGAGCUGCUUGACUUAGACAGCAGCACAUGCAUUUCUGAAAGGGCUUUGUGCAUCCUGCUUUGCAGGACAAACAACGUAUGUUGCAGAGCCCGAAGUCCAGGAAGCCUCGAGCCUCUAUAACCCUGUUUCUUGACUGCCUUCUGCAAAGUCUUCUUUGCAGAGAUGAGAGCUUGUGGCUGCUCUAAGAGGCCGCAGCCCCCUUGCUGGCACCAUCCCUUGGAUCCAAACCUCGUCCUUCAAGUCCUGAAAUUAUAACAUUUGUGGCUGUUUAGGAAACACUAGCCUCUGCUUAGCAAAUGUCCUUGCGUGCACCCCUCUUUCAGAGCCUGUUCAGCAGAGUGUUGCCUCUGUCCUGCUGCCCUUGCCUCACAGCUGGACAGCAGCUUGCAGGACAGCACAGGCUCUCUCUCCCACUCUCCACAGUUUCCCUCCUCUUGCUUUCCUUUGCUUUGUUCUUGGAGUUGUCUGAUCUCAGCUCUGUACCAUACCCUGCCAGGGCAGACAGAAUAAAGAAGGGGCAGGGACAGCGGGGCAGGGGGCUGACAUCUCUCAAGCUUGUCGCUCACCCAGCAGCGAGGCUCAGGGCUGCAGUGAGGCCUCUCCCCUUGGCCAUGGCCCGGGCUUUGGUGAGCGUGGUGCCAGGGCCCUGGGGCUGAACGCAAAGGAUUUAGUCUGGGUUUUUGUUUUAAAGUGCUCACUUGUAUGCUUGACUGAGGAAAGCUUUAAGUAAAACUUAACUUUAUUGCAAGAGCACCCAGCACCUCAGAGGGCUUGUGCUGUUAAAACUGAAGGUACUCCAGGCCCUCGGUCCUCUUCUUGAACUGCCUGUCUUUGCUCUUCUUUGAUAUGCUCCUACCUCUGUAGAGCAUCACUUCAAACCUGAAUGCUGAAAGGAUCUGCAGCUAAAACUGUUGUCAUCCCUCUCUUUUUUU